GGGCUCAUACAGCGUUGAGCCGUUGACUGCUUAAGAGGAAAGAAGCUGACAAGGUACGGCGGCGUUUACACUUCGCCGAUCUCAAACGGCGAGACGACGAGUGGCACAAUUCACGCACUCUUUCAACGGCAGUUGCGAAUAAUCCAAAACAAACACCACCAUCCCUCGCCCCUCCCCUCCGCCGCGUCGCCGCCGUGCUCUCCUCCGUCCCCUCCCUCCUUCCGUUUCAAAAAAACGGCAAAAUUAACCCCUCCCAUCUGAUGAGCAGCACGACUCUUCGACGCCUCAGAGAGUCAAAUCCAACCCCUGCCAUCUGCCGAAUACUCCAUUAAUUUAUUCAAUCCAAAACCUCCAUAUUUAAACUCACUCCACAUCCAACUCCCAGGAUGCCAUCUCCAGCGCGAAGGCUCAUGGCGAGCAUCUCCAGUACCUUAUCGCUGAAGCACGGGCUGUCGCUUCGUCCCACGCAUCAGCAGUCCGCUUCACUUAUCCGCACCUCGCCGGCGCCGGGAAUCGGGUUUCGAAGUUUCAGGAGGAGUUUCGUCGCAGCUUCCUCCUCUGCCUUCUCAAACGAGAAUCGCGAGUUUGUGAUCGUCGGGGGCGGGAAUGCAGCGGGAUACGCAGCCCGGACUUUCGUCGAGCACGGAAUGGCCGACGGGAAACUCUGUAUGGUGACCAAAGAGCCACAUGCCCCUUAUGAGCGUCCUGCUUUAACAAAAGCAUAUCUGUUUCCUCUAGAUAAGAAGCCUGCACGUUUACCUGGCUUCCAUACUUGCGUUGGUUCUGGUGGGGAAAGACAAACUCCAGAUUGGUACAAAGAGAAGGGGAUAGAGAUGAUCUAUCAAGAUCCAGUUGCGAGUAUCGAUAUUGAAAAGCAGACUGUUACAACAAAUUCAGGCAAGCUGCUCAAGUAUGGUGCUCUUAUUGUUGCUACGGGGUGCACAGCUUCAAGGUUCCCAGAGAAAAUUGGAGGAAAUUUGCCUGGUGUCCAUUACAUCAGGGACGUGGGAGAUGCUGACUCGCUGAUAUCAUCUUUGGAAAAGGCAAAGAAGGUAGUCGUUGUUGGGGGUGGUUAUAUCGGUAUGGAAGUAGCUGCGGCAGCUGUUGGUUGGAAACUUGAUACAACGAUUGUGUUCCCUGAGAAUCAUCUGUUGCAAAGGUUGUUCACUCCUUCACUUGCUCAGAGAUACGAGCAGUUUUACCAAGAAAACGGCAUUAAGUUUUUGAAGGGUGCCUCUAUAAAGAACCUAGAAGCGGGUUCUGAUGGUCGAGUUUCUGGUGUUAAGCUAGAAGAUGGAUCCACUUUGGAAGCUGAUACGGUGGUAAUUGGAAUUGGUGGGAAGCCAGCUGUAAGUUCCUUUGAAAGUGUGGGAUUGAACUCCUCUGUUGGUGGAAUAGAGGUCGAUGGUCUGUUCAGGACAAAAGUACCAGGAAUAUUUGCAAUUGGAGAUGUUGCAGCAUUCCCUUUGAAGAUGUACAACCGCAUAGCACGAGUUGAACAUGUAGACCAUGCUCGUCGAUCUGCCCAGCACUGUGUGAAAUCGCUGCUUACUGCUCACACUGACACGUACGACUACCUCCCUUACUUCUACUCAAGGGUUUUUGAGUAUGAAGGGAGCUCAAGAAAGAUCUGGUGGCAGUUCUUUGGCGACAAUGUUGGCGAGACAGUUGAAGUAGGAAACUUCGAUCCAAAAAUCGCUACAUUCUGGAUAGACUCUGGUAAACUGAAUGGAGUUCUUCUGGAAAGCGGAAGUCCAGAUGAAUUUCAGUUGCUUCCCGAACUAGCUAGGAGGCAGCCUGCGAUCGAUAAAUCGAAGCUUGAGAAGGCAUCUUCAGUUGAAGAAGCACUAGAAAUCGCCAGGUCUUCCCUGUAACUAUCUUCCGCUGCAUUGCCUCCACUCCAACAGAAGAAGAAAAAAAUCUCUUCCCUGAUAAUGAAAUGGGAGUUUGGUAGGGGAAGUGGAAAAUUGAGGGAAUAUCUUGCUGAAGGAAGCUUCAUAGGGGUUUUCUUCGUUCUUAGCAAGUCAAUAAGUGAUGUGAAGAGGGUCAAUUAUCAUUAGUGCAAAUCAUAGGGGUUGCAAAUUUGAACUUGGCUUCUUCCUUUUUUCUGAUCAAUUUUGUUGAGUAUCAGCUACUUAAGAUGUCAUUUCCCCCCUCAUAACUCUUAUUAUUAAUAAGUAAGUUAUUCACGUCAAACUAUGAAACUUAUGUGUAUUUGUUUGUCUAUGUAUUGAGAAACAAAUUGUACCAUUGUCCAUUAAUUAUGGACACAGCCAAGAGGAGUUGGAAACUUGGGAUGUGGCCGCAUAAAGAAAUGCAGUUUUUCAGUUAUUUCAACCAUUAAUAAAUCAUCAUUUAAACAUUAUACUUAACCACAGUUUAUUUGUAGUAAUUAUGAAUUAUAGUAUGAUACCAUUUUCAUUUUUUCCAGGGACGAAAAUAACUGAAAGUGGCGAAGAUACAUGUAGUUUAGAAGCAGAAUUGAGAUUAGUAGAUGAUUCUUGAGAAAAUAGAAAGUGAUGGAAUUGAGAUUAGUAGCCCAUUUCUCGAGCAUUUAGAUUCAAUAAUGAGAGUAUUGUAGUUUCUCACUUUCAGCCCCUACUGUUCAAGCUUCAUCACUAAUUCAUGUACAUUUAAUACAACUACUCACCCCUAACGUUAUAUAUAUAUAUGGUGACUACUUCGGUGUACUCAUUUUUUUGGGUGCAUACCUCUAAAAGUGGUCAUAAUACAUUAAAUUUUGAAAUUUAAUGGGUUGUAUUAGUCUAAUAUGAUGAUAUAACAUAGAAUCCCGACUAAUCAACCCGUUACCCUAACCUAUUAACCUUCAAUUUUGAAUCUCAACCCAAAAUCCCAAAUUGUAAACCCUAACCCUAAAUUCCUAAACCCUGAAUCAUUCAAAUUAAAGUGAAUCUUGAAUUAUUUUUGUACAAAUUCAUGUGGUUCUUGUUCAUCAUACCACAAGUGAUGAUUGACAUCGUUUUCACAUGAAUCGCCUGCUCAGAAUGACGAUUAUGAGGCAGGUGCAUUGAAUGCACAAAAAAAAGUGAGUGCACCGAAGACAUAACCAUAUAUAUGUGUUAAAUUGAUGGUCUACCAUGCCCCCAAUAUUAUUAGUGUUAUUAUGGUUAUAAUCAUCAUCAUCAUCAUUGCAUGAUUUGUUUAAUUUGAAACGUGGACAUACAAGCAUCAACCCACCCCAAAUCUAGCAAAUGAUCCAAGAUUUAGAGAUGGGACACAUGAAAAGUGGUAAUCUCAUAUCUGUCUCCUCCUCCAUGCAUUCCAAUUGUUCACAAGACUUUGGAAAAAGUCAUUGGAGUGUCUUGAAAAGUAAUGUUCGUGCACUAACUAAUUCCAACCUUUCUGUUGGCUUCUUGGUAAACUUUUACUGGUGAGGAUCCGACCAACCGCAGCACCAUGGAAAAAAGAACACACAGUUGACACUCUACACAUGUUUUUUUAAUUUGCUCUUGCUUGCGUAGGGAAGAUCAGUUUCCUACUUCACCCGACUAUUCGACGUCACCUCAAACAAUAACAAUUAUCCACUAGUUGCAUGGUUUAAUGAAUAAUAAUAACUACCACUCCAAGUUGAGACUACAUACGUACCAAUCCAUAACCAUCUAGACUGAGGGGAGCCGCCUGUUGUUCUUAUGAAAACCCAUUAUAUGUUCCUGUCAUAGGGGUUUCCAGGAUCGAUCUUAAACACCACUUGUUCGAUCUCCUUACCAUCAGCUUUCAGUCCCAUGAUAUAGAUAGUUUCAUUGUAAAACAUUACUACAUAUCGAUAAGAUUUGACAAUUGGGCACUAAACUAAACUUGGUCUCCGGCACGACGUAGUCUAACAUACAUGAGUGAUGUGAGAUGAGUACGUAGUAGUAGCUAAAAUUGAAAGGUCUUUGAGACCGCAUUAGUAAGUAUCUUCCACCUUCAAGCUUUUGUAAUCACAUUUAUUCAAUACUCUUGUCAAAGUGAGUACAAAGGGUAGGCAUAUCAAGGGAUGGCUGAGGUGCCAUGAUUAGGACUAUAUGGUGUCAUAUAUGUUCUGUGUUCGGAAAGUUCCACCGAAGCAAAUAGUACCUUUUAACAUUUUUCUAUAGUCAGCUGGUUGUAUCUUUCGAUACGUUGUCAAAUUAAACAACAAAAUUGACACAUGUAAAUCAGAUAAUAUCAAUUAACGAUUUAUAAUCGAGAAAAUCACGUCUAAAAAACAAAUAUUAGAGAAUCGAGACUAUACUGACCUUCGUGCAUGUUUUACCCUUCCCCUUGUUCUAGUUAACAAUAUAUACAACAGUAUGGUGGGGUUUCAAUUGUUUCAUGUCAUUGUCCAGGAGACCAAUACCCAAAUUAAACAAACUUCUUAAGAAUCGAAGAGUCAAGACUUCAAACCCACACAAUUAAAUUAGGAGGGAGUCCCAACAAAACAUAUAAUAUGAGGAAGAGAAGAAAAGACUUGCGGCCAUAAAUCUUGCAAAGUGGUUAAUCAGCUUAAUCUCUCACAGGAGGCCAGGAAUGGGAGAUGUCUUACCGGCCGCCGCCCCUAAUUAUAAUCUUUCUUAAUGUAAAAAAUGAAACGAAAAAGACCUACUUAAUAAAAGAUUAGUAACAAUCUUAAUCUUUGGGCGGUCAGCAGUUGGAUCUCCACAUCGGAGCCAAUCCUUCUUCUGAUCUAACGUUGUCUAUAUUCAGGGUCUGCAGCAUAGAAAAUGGUUUUUUUUUUUGUAACAAGAGUUCGAUUUUAAAAAUGUGAUUAAGCGUGACCAUGGCUUGUUGUUUGAGCUUGGUUUUCUAAUUUCUAAGGACACGUAGACAAAACUUAAUUGCCAGAGAGGUUUUUUCUGUGAACAGGGUUAAUAUUUAAUAAUGUUUGGAACAUUGAAUUAUUGGAAAAAACGGCUUUGUAGUUGCUAAUUAUUACGAAUCAAGAGCGCCAAAACCCCAAAACCAAACACUCAUCAAAUAAGUUAAUAAACUGAUC
Messenger RNA from Linum trigynum, 4975 nucleotides. Lineage: Eukaryota; Viridiplantae; Streptophyta; Magnoliopsida; Malpighiales; Linaceae. The record is from the annotation of a GenBank genome assembly.